AUGCUUCACGCCAGCACGGCCGGGAAAUCGUCGAAUUCGAAGUCCAGCGGGGAUGACCGGAUCAGCGACCUGCCGGACGACAUCCUGCACCAUGUCCUUGGCUUCCUGCGGGCCGAUCAGGCGGUGCGCACCUGCCUGCUCGCUCGCCGCUGGCGCCACCUUUGGAAAUCGAUGCGUUGUCUCCGCAUCAACGACAUGGGGAGCUGGAGGAAGAGCACCGACGUCUUUCGUAACAGGUUCAUCAACUGCCUGCUGCUCUUCCGAGACCCUGGCUCGACUCUAGACGAGGUUGAGAUCGUGUAUAAUUAUUCAGAAGAAUAUCGCCAUUUUAACAACGUAUUUGAGAAGAUUAGGGAUUUCUGUGUGACGUUGAAAAGUAGCUUCCUAGAUUUUUCAAGCUGUUCGGAAUUGGUGGAUCUAAACAUAAAAGACUGCACCUUAGAUGCUCGUAGGAUCUUGUCCCAGUCUUUAAAGCAUUUGAGCAUCAGUGGAUGUGCUUUCGCACCUAAUGGUAGCCGGAUUCGUAUUUCUGUACCAAAUCUCGUUGCGCUGCAACUCAUAAAAAUUGCAGGUAGAACGCCAUUGCUCGAAAGCAUGCCAUCACUAGAAACUGCAGUUGUCAGGCCUUGCAACAUAUCUGGGGAUAACUGUCAUAAUGGUGUUCUUGGGGAGUUUUGUGGUAUUUGUCAAGGUUGCUGUGGUAAUGAUGGCCACAAUGAUGGUUGCAUACUUUUUGAAGGUCUUUCUCAUGCUAAAAACUUGGAGUUGAUACAAACUUAUCCACAAAUGUUUAUUUUCAGAUGGGAUUUGACAUGGUGCCCUAUAUUUAGUAAUCUAAAGACAUUGUUGAUGAACCCGUGGUGUGUGCAACCUGACUUCAGUGGACUAGUUUGUAUGCUUGAGCAUUCACCGGUUCUUGAGAAUCUGACACUUCAAUUGUGUAAGCAAGGAAUACGUAAAUGUGCAUCGGAAGUGGAAGAAAAUCCUGGUUUAUUGGAAAAACCACCUACUAUUUCAGGAUACCUGAAGAUUAUCAAAGUCAAAUGUGAAGUGAUUGAUGACAGGGAGGGAGCUGCCACGGCUGUCGAGGCAUGUGUCGUGACCGCUGAUGGUUAUGCCACGGCUGCUCAGCACGCCCGUCGGGCCGUUGCGAAUCUGGGUAACGUCCUCAACAUCCUGCAAGGGCUGCGGAGUGACAUUCUUGAUGAGCCGCCUAUGGGUCGCAUCGGAUACUUCUUUGGCUACGUCGACAACGCGGUUUGUCAGAUCUUUCUCGCCUUCCCGAUCGAGUCUGAAAUCAAGAACCGCAAGAACCUAGUCAAUCGCCUUCCCUUGCUCACCUGCUUGCUGCUUGCUUCGACGUACAGCCGGAGACGACGCCGCAGCCAGAGACUGAUCGCCUGCUGCUAUGCUUCGUCCGAUCGAACUUUUUGA
Aegilops tauschii subsp. strangulata is the source of this 1434-nucleotide messenger RNA. NCBI's taxonomy places the organism in Eukaryota, Viridiplantae, Streptophyta, Magnoliopsida, Poales, Poaceae. The record is from RefSeq and is a predicted model, not a curated record.